Messenger RNA from Micropterus salmoides (largemouth bass), 2923 nucleotides. Its product is annotated as beta-2 adrenergic receptor-like. The coding region runs from base 557 to 1501 and encodes 314 amino acids. NCBI's taxonomy places the organism in Eukaryota, Metazoa, Chordata, Actinopteri, Centrarchiformes, Centrarchidae. Gene Ontology annotation, biological process: G protein-coupled receptor signaling pathway. Gene Ontology annotation, cellular component: membrane. The record is from RefSeq and is a predicted model, not a curated record. Gene Ontology annotation, molecular function: G protein-coupled receptor activity. The transcript is spliced from 2 exons.
UAGACUCUACAAAGAGAAAGAUUUUUUUUAAAUGCCAAUGUGAUACAUAAUUGUAUUUAAGUUGCAAUGACAGAUUCUAGGUACAAGAUUUGUUUAUUGCACUUUCUAAAAGACCUUUCUUGAUGCUGUCCUCAGACCCAGAGGGAGGCUGUUCCAGACUUUGGGUGAAAUUGCAGAACCUGCAAAAUUACAUCAUCUUUUCAGAUAGUAUGUUCCUCCCCUCAGAAUUUAACAUAAGAGGCACUGAAGUCUGGACUAUAUGUGGUGAUAAUGUCAACCUAAAACUGAUAACCUGAGAUAAUGAUAAAAGAAAAUUGUAGGCUACUACAGUGUAAUAUUUAGGCCUGUUAGGCCUACUUUAAGAAGUUGUUGAACUCAGUAUGUUUUUGUCAGGAGCUUGUUGACUUGUUGUCCAUGGGAAUUAAAGUCACCUGUAAGCCUGAUUGCGCUUCCCAGAUAAAUGGGAGCUGUACAGUCACACAGCUGCAUUGCUGCCGGUCUUUCCUGUGCAACGAAGACCUAAACCCGCAGUUGCACACACGUUUUAACCGCACCGAUGAGUAACAUAAGCCAGGUGUUGUCUCUUGUGGUGCCCCCAACAAGCUUUGGCAAUGUGUUGAUAGUUCUUUUCAGCAUUUUUCUGGCUGCAACCAUCAUUUUCCUCAACGUGUCUGUAUCUCUCUCCAUACUGCUGCACAAGGCGCUGCGCAGCGAGAACCGCUUCAUGUACAUGCUGAGCACCUGCUUCAGUGACAUCUGCACCGGCGUGUCAUAUUAUUAUGUUGGCGUUCUUGAUGUGAGGGAUAACGUCGACUCCCCGACAAGAACCUUUUAUAUUGCACCCACAUUUCUAGGACUGUCUUACAUGGCCAUCCUGGCCGCGCAGGCAGACAGGUACCACGCGGUGGUGUCACCUUUUAAAUACUCCCAGCGCAUGACCCGAAACAGGACCCUGCUGGUCAUCUCUGUUUACUGGGUCUAUGCUUUUUUGAUCGUGGCUGUGCACAACCUGGUCACAGUCGGGGUAGCCAAAAAGAUCACGGGCAUUGGUACGUUUGUGGGGAACAUAUUCACAGUGAUUAUAAUGAUAGGGCUGAAUAUUAGACUGUUCGUAAUAGCCAGGUUCCAGCUGGAGAGGGAACCGCCAUCUGAGGAGAGAGAGAGCAAGCGCUCAUCGGUGUAUCUCAUACUGGUGGUGGCUGUGUUUUUCUUGGGGACGUGGCUUCCCAUAUUCUGUCAUGUUAUCAUCUGCAAUUUCAUUGGUUCAACGUGUUAUACUUUUAAGAACGAAGGCACUGACCCUCUUCGCAUUUUGCCCAGAGUUAAUGCUGCCCUGACCCCCCUCCUGUACAUCAGAGGGUGCACGGCGCUCAGAGCAAACCUGCUCACUAAAGUGUGGAGACCCUGCUGUAGGAAGAGUAGGCAACAUCCUGGACGACUUGGCCCUAUACCUACCCAGGUCCCGCAGCGUAAUUUAAAACUAGGAUGGAUGUCAAAGUAAACGUUGUUUUAUAACCAAACUAAUCAAAGACUGAAGAGGAAGUUUCAUUUGAAAGCACGCUUGCUGUCAAACGAUGACAAUUCAGGCUUUGCAUUUCCUGGAAGAAGAGGAAAUGUUUAAUCAUGUGCUCAGCACAUCUAAUCUGUUAAGCACAAUAUCUCCAUUGUUGUUUUCAAAUCGCAAUGAACGAAUUUCAGGUCUCUAUUAGGCCUAAGUGUGUUGUCUGAAUGUCUUGCCAUGAGAAAUGUUGUUCCACAAAAAAACUGAUGGAAAUGACAAACACGUGUUUUAAUUUAGUUAUUUAUAGUAGGUAGGUUAUCUCUAGUAAAAAUGAAUCAAUAGCCUAAGGGAAACUUGACUGUGCCAACAUUUUGUUAUUACAGCCAUUUUGUUUUAAUUUAAUUGUCAACAUCUAUAAGCUUCCUUACUGGAAACAAUUUAAAUGUGAAAUAGGCCUAUGCAUAGGACAAAGUUGGACGAAUCUUUUAUUAAGCUAUUACUUGGUAGCCUCCAGCAUAUUUCCAGAGACUGGUAAUUUUCCUGACACCUUAAUUAAAUAGAUUUUUGCUAUAGUAACAUGUUUUUUUUGCUAAAGCAGACCUAACCAUGUGUCACUGAAACUUGGCAAAAGGGGGAUUAGCUGUGGCCAGGCUGAUUGGCUGUUUUAACUGAAUUCUGGUAUAAAUUCCCAUCGGACAUGGGCAAUUAGGAAUUUUUAUUUUGCCUAUCUUUAUGAGGGUUUUCACAUGGUUGCCUCAUAGCCAUUGUCGGUGAUCGCGAAGGAUCUUCAACUACGGUGCAGCCUAGGCAACCAAUAAUCCAGAAACACAUGCAGUGAGUCGACGAACCUUGAUUAUGCAACUCAGUGUGUUGAGCCUCCAGGCAGAGGAUGCAGUUUCCGCGGUAACCACUGAGUGUCAGAAGAGCACUUUGGCACAGCGCCAUAACUUCGAUAUUCAAGGAAUUUGAACUAUAAGCAUAAAGCAUGGGAGAUUAAACUGGUGCAAUGUGUGGAUCAAUCUGUGUCUCUGUAGCGCACUGCAGGCGAUGGGCAACAAUAUCCAUUAUCUCAGCAGCCAAGUGGCAUCAUCAAAGUAAUCUCGUUGAUAGAGGUCCAAUAAUUGGUAUGUCUAGGUGAGACCAUGAGUAGGUUGGAUCUUGUUUUCUAUUGGCUGAAGGCUGGUCUGGGUCCUCUGUGCUAAGGGGAGGAGCCAACAGAUCACCACACUUCCGCACAUCUGGUGCCCAAUUUUUGACUCAGAAACAUCUCUCUCCUUCUCUCUUCCUUUCUGCAGAUACCUAUAAAUAAUUUGGCCAUCAAUCAUGAUGAAUGGCCGAGAUUUGUUAUUGCUUUGAGGACAAAUUUGAAGUCUCAAAUUGCAACUGUUAUCUUAAAUCCAACUAAUAAAUUGAUUUAAGAAU